Gastrolobium bilobum is the source of this 1937-nucleotide messenger RNA. RefSeq names its product protein DAMAGED DNA-BINDING 2. Gene Ontology annotation, cellular component: nucleus; Cul4-RING E3 ubiquitin ligase complex. Gene Ontology annotation, molecular function: damaged DNA binding; protein binding. Lineage: Eukaryota; Viridiplantae; Streptophyta; Magnoliopsida; Fabales; Fabaceae. Bases 1 to 1653 code for a protein of 550 amino acids. The transcript is spliced from 11 exons. Gene Ontology annotation, biological process: response to UV; DNA repair. The record is from RefSeq and is a predicted model, not a curated record.
AUGGCACCAGUUAUUCGAAGAACCUCGUUUCCCAAGGUUCUCAUCGAGAGGGAUUCUGACUCUGAACAGAGUUCAUCUGAUGAUGAAGAAGAAGACCCUGAAACACUUGAUGAUGAAGAAGAAGAAGAUGGGGUUACUGGGAAUGGGAAUACCGAGAAAUUGGAAGUGGGUUCGGACGCAAGCAGGAAAGGGAAAGCACCCAUCACUAUCACUCUCAAAAAAGUUUGCAAGGUGUGUAAGAAGCCUGGGCAUGAAGCAGGAUUCAAGGGUGCUACUUAUAUAGAUUGCCCAAUGAAGCCUUGUUUUCUGUGUAAAAUGCCUGGACAUACCACUUUGACUUGCCCACAUCGGGUCACUACUGAGCAUGGAGUUAUUCCGGCACCCCGCAGAAAAACAUAUAAACCUUUGGAAUAUGUGUUUGAACGCCAGCUAAGACCGGCCAUUCCUUUAAUCAAGCCCAAAUAUGUGAUUCCAGACCAAGUGAAUUGUGCUGUUAUCAGAUAUCACAGUAGACGGGUAACAUGCUUGGAGUUCCACCCCACAAAGAAUAACAUCCUGUUAUCUGGAGAUAAGAAAGGACAACUUGGAGUUUGGGAUUUUGAAAAAGUACAUGAGAGGGUAGUCUAUGGGAACAUACAUUCUUGUUUACUGAAUAACAUGAGGUUUAGUCCUACAAAUGAUUGUAUGGUCUAUUCUGCAUCCUCAGAUGGAACCAUUAGUUGUACUGACCUGGAGACUGGAAUAUCUUCUGCUCUGAUGAACCUGAACCCUGAAGGGUGGCAGGGUCCAAACACUUGGAAAAUGCUCUAUGGCAUGGAUAUUAACUGUGAGAGAGGUCUUGUGCUCGUUGGUGAUAACUUUGGUUUUCUUCACUUGGUUGACACACGCUCUAACCACAAGACUGGUGAUGCAAUUUUGAUCCAUAAAAAACGUAGCAAAGUUGUGGGUCUCCAUUGCAAUCCAAUUCAACCAGACAUCCUUUUAACUUGUGGAAAUGAUCAUUUCGCUCGCAUUUGGGACAUGCGUCGAGUAGAAGCUGGAUCAUCCCUUUAUGACCUUGAGCAUAAACGUGUUGUUAACUCUGCAUAUUUCUCUCCGUUAUCUGGGAACAAAAUUCUUACUACAUCACAGGACAACCGUCUUCGUGUAUGGGAUUCUAUCUUUGGUAAUAUGGACUCUCCCAGCCGAGAAAUUGUACAUAGUCAUGAUUUCAGUCGACAUUUGACCCCCUUCAAAGCUGAAUGGGAUCCAAAGGAUCCAUCAGAGUCCCUUGCUGUUGUAGGUCGUUAUAUUAGUGAAAAUUAUAAUGGAACUGCCCUACAUCCCAUUGAUUUUAUAGAUAUCAGUACAGGGCAAUUGUUAGCUGAAGUCAUGGAUCCAAACAUCACAACAAUCAGUCCAGUGAAUAAGCUGCAUCCACGUGAUGAUAUCCUGGCAUCUGGGAGUUCAAGAUCUUUGUUCAUAUGGAAGCCGAAGGAGAAGUCGGAGCCUGUAGAGGAGAAGGAUGAAAGGAAGUUUGUGAUUUGCGGAGGAGCCAAGAAGAAACGUGGUAAGAAGAAUGGUGAUGAUAGCGAUGAAUCUGACAAUGAAGGAUUCAUUUCCAAGCUCAAGAAGUCCAAGUCAAAAAAGACUCCGAGCAAAUUGUCUCGUUGAUAUAUGAAGUCAGUUCUGCAUAGUGUAUUGAUAUAUUACUUUUUUUUUUUGGUCAGUUUUUCGAAGGUUUUCCAAUCCAACUGCUAACCCUGUAUAGGUGGCAAGCUUCCCUCCUAAUUUUGUUUUUUGGGGAUGGGAGGGGUGCUGUUAUCACAUAGCAAGCUUUCUUACUUGGCUUGGAAGAUUUUGUAUUUUUGUGUUGGAGCAGUGAUUUUGUAUCAGAUUCAAAUGCAGGCAUGGCUAACUUAUGUGAUCCCUUUUUGUAGUGCUAUUGUAUUAUAUUA